CUAGCCAUACAUACCUAGUUUUGAACCACCAUAAGCAUAGACACACUGGCCAAGCGACUCGCCCAAGUCACUCAUCCUAAGUAAGUAGUAACAAUUGGAAGUAUCCUACCCUGAGUUUCUUUUGGACUCCUGCUACUGACACUCAACCCACCAAUCACUCUCACAGAAUCCCAGGAUUCCAGAAACCACACAACUGCAACUUCUUGACCUACUACUUACUACUGCUCAUCAAGUCUCUCACUCUCCCUGUUCAAUUCCAUUUCACUUGCUGCAAUCAACUACCACUGUCCUUGUUCCUGUUCCUUUUCCUCCUCACCUUCAACCUGUCUGAUUUGGUUGUCUCGGCCACAGCAACCCACUUUCACGCUCUUUCCCCUCCGGCCAGUCCAUUGCCAUCAAUCCACCCACCAUUUUCGCCCUGAUUUUGAUCCAUCCAAGACCACAAUUUGACCCCCUCUCUCCGCCAUAGACCGCUGUUUCAGCGACACAACCAUGGAUGUCAAAUCGGUGUUGGAGAGCACCUUUUCUCCUGAUGCCGCAGUUCGUGGUAACGCAGAAGAACAGCUGAGACAGGCCAGCGAGGGUAACUUUUCCGAGUACCUUUCCAUCCUUUCCCGAGAACUUGCCAAUGAUCAAGCCAGUGGCCCCGUGCGCCAGGCCGCCGGUCUCGCUCUGAAAAACGCCUUCAGUUACCGUGAUGUAACUCGGUUAAGAGAAGUCCAAGGAAGAUGGUUACAGGGAGUUGACCCUCAGAUCAAAGGUCAAGUCAAGGAACUUGCCCUCAAGACCCUCUCUUCUUCGCCCCAAGCCGCAAACUCGGCAGCACAAUUGAUUGCGACCAUCGCCGCCAUCGAAUUACCUCGUAACGAGUGGCCCGACUUGCUCCCCGCUCUCGUCCACAAUGUCGGUUCCGGCGAAGACAAACUCAAGCAAUCUAGCUUGACUGCCAUCGGCUUCAUCUGUGAAUCGGAAGAUCUUGAGCUACGAGAAGCUCUCGUCGGCUACUCCAAUGCCAUCCUCACCGCCGUUGUCCAAGGCGCCAGAAAAGAAGAGCCUAAUCAAGACGUAAGGCUGUCCGCCUUGUCCGCUCUCUCAGACGCCACCGAGUUCAUCCGAAGCAACUUUGAAAAUGAGGGCGAGCGAAACUACAUCAUGCAAGUCGUCUGCGAGGCUACACAAUCUCCCGAUACCCGUGUUCAGGCUGCCGCCUUUGGCUGCUUGAACCGCAUCAUGGGCAUCUACUAUGACAAGAUGAGAUUUUACAUGGAGAAGGCUCUCUUCGGUCUCACAAUUGCCGGCAUGAAGAAUGACGAAGAAGAUGUUGCCAAGCUUGCCAUUGAAUUUUGGUGCACCGUCUGCGAGGAGGAAAUCAGCAUCGAAGAUGACAACCAGCAGGCCCAACAGGAAGGCUCCACCGAACUCCGACCCUAUUUCCACUUUGCCAGAGUCGCUGCUCGAGAGGUGGUGCCCGUGCUUUUGCAACUCAUGACCAAAGUCUCCGAGGAUGAUGCCGAUGAUGAGUACAACACCGCACGAGCCUCAUACCAGUGCCUCCAGCUUUAUGCCCAGACCAUCGGCAACGACAUGGUCCCUGCCGUCCUCAAUUUUGUCGAGAACAACCUGCGAAGCGACGAAUGGAACAAGCGAGAUGCCGCCGUCUCGUCCUUUGGUGCCAUCAUGGAUGGCCCAGACAUCAAAACCCUGGAUCCUCUCGUCAAGCAAGCUCUACCUGUUCUGAUUGCAAUGAUGCAAGACCCUGUGCCUCAAGUGCAGGACUCGGCUGCCUUUGCUCUCAGCAGAAUCUGUGAUUACUGCUCCGAUUGCAUCGACCCUUCGACCCAUCUGCAACCUCUGAUGUCAGCUCUGUUUGGUGGUUUGAUGAGCAACCCCAAGAUUGCAGCGUCUUGCUGCCUGGCCCUUCUCAAUUUGACAGAACGUUUUGUAGGAGAGGAAGGAGCUCCUUCCAACCAGCUGACACCCCACUUCCAGGACAGCGUCACCUCGCUGCUUGCUGUCACUGAGAAAGAGGGCGCCAACAACCAGCUGCGUACCGCAGCCUAUGAAGUCCUCAGUGGCUUUGUCACCAAUGCUGCCCACGACAGCCUCCAGAUCGUCGCCGAGUUGUCCAAUGUUAUCAUUCAGCGACUCGAAAACACAAUUCCAAUGCAGAAGCAGAUUGUCAGCAUCGAUGACAAGAUCACCCUUGAGGAAUUGCAAGUCAGCCUUAGUAGCGUUCUGCUUGCAAUCGUCCAGAGACUGGAGCAGAACAUUGCUCCCCAAGCCGAUCGAGUCAUGCAGAGCAGUUUGGACGUGCUCAACGCCAGUGGUAACACCAGUGUGCCUGAAGUCAUUUUCCAGAUCGUCAGCGGAUUGGCCAACGCUUUGGCUGGUGACUUCCUCAAGUACAUGGAUUCUUUUGUUCCGUACCUCUACAAUGCGUUGGGCAAUCAAGACGUUCCGGACAUGUGCUCACUGGCCGUCGGCUUGGUGAGUGACAUCGUCCGUGCCCUUGAAGACAAGGCUCAGCCAUAUUGCGACACCUUUAUGAACUAUCUCCUCAACAACUUGCGAUCGGAGAAGUUGACCAAUUCAUUGAAACCUCCCAUUUUGGAGUGCUUCGGCGAUGUCGCUACUAGCAUCGGCGAACAUUUUGAAACCUAUGUCUCAGUGGUCGCCCAGGUCCUACAGCAAGCAAACAACGUGUCUGUGUCAAACGACGUUUCUUUUGACAUGCUCGAUUACAUUGUCUCGCUGCGAUCUGGUAUUGCCGAUGCUUGGUCGGGACUCAUUUUGGCCUUCAAGGGUACUCCUAAAGUGUCACUGUUGCAAAACUACAUCCAGCCCAUCAUGGAGUUCCUGGAGACCGUGUCUCGCGAUAUGAACCACAACGAAGGCCUUCUUCGAGCGUGCAUGGGCAUCAUUGCGUAAGAAGCCUCUCCUUCCCCCUAACGAAAUGUUGUUAUACUGACCUUGACUAGCGAUUUGAGUGAGGCCUUUCCUGAUGGCUCUCUGGCAAACUACUAUCGACAAGACUGGGUCACCAAAAUCAUCAAGGAAACCCGCUCUUCUCGCGAAUACUCAUCGCGCACAAUCACCGCCGCUCGUUGGGCCAGAGAACAAGUCAAGCGCCAAACUCAGUAUCAAGGUAAUAUCAUGAACGCCUCAUGAACUUGAUAUCCAGAGUAUUUUUAACUACAACCCACCCCCUUCCCCGGCUCCGUCAACGCCACCCCAGUAUCACCUUGCCCAACAUAGCCCAGCACCAACCCCUUACAGCACACAUCGCACCAUUCCAACCCCACGUUAGAGCGCUGAUCCCGUGUUUGUCAAGGUCAUUUCUCAUCUCAGGCUAAUACCUUGAUUGCUCAAACCGACGACAAUGACCCAGACAUCCAGGCCAGAGACGAUCAUAUGUUCGACAAGACAGGCAUAACUGAGUCUGUGGCCAGUCAAGCUGUCAUUAGCCUUGAUCGGAGAUGCCACACGCUAGUGCCCAGCCAUCUCGCCUGACUCUCGAGAGCCUUUGAACAGACUUUGUCGUGUGGACCCUUACCCACAUGACCUUCCCUCGACAAUGCUUGCACCUGAGCACAUUGUGGAGUCUGGCGCAGUCUUUCCGUCGUCCGUCUGCGCUACAAGGUGAGAUUGUCGUUGGGCCCGCGUCUCCUAUCAGGACCGCAUAGGCGCGUCAUUUGCACAACACCCAAAAUCGACUUCUCCGGCGCGGAUUCGACCACUCCAGUUGCAACAGCCAUCGAGUCAGAUUUGUGGAGGACGUCCUGGAAACUCAUCACAGCCGUCUAUGGAACCGACGUACGGCUUGGACCCAAUUUCUAUCCUUAAUUGCUCGAGUUUUGUUAUAGUACGGCGGCUGCAUGACCCCAGCAUCCGGUUCACGAUGUAUUGGCCUUUGGAGGGCAGAGGGACGACAAACCACUAAACCCUCUCCCUCAGCAACGAUACGGAGAAUCCAGCAGCUCUAUACGGAUGUCCUCCCCACUUCAUCAUCACCACCCCAGUUACCCCAGCCUUACCCCUUUUCUCCCCGGAACCCCCCAAUCGUUUGGAGCACCAACCCCCACUACCCAAUGUCUACCCGAUACCCCUUGACACAAUAUUGUCUGCGUCAUUCAUACCCCGGACCCAGCAACUUGAGACACAGAGAGAGACCGAAAGAAUUCAUGUAUGCCCAAACCUUUUUGUAUUAGAAGAUGCCGAGCCAAGCGAGGACGCAAGAGCGUGACCUCGGAUGAAGAAGGGGCCUCGAUUUAGCUACAGUACGUAGAGAGACCGAUUAUUUGGUCACAAUGAACUGGUCGAAUGAGAAAACCCACCAAAAGUGUAAAGUGUUGUUAA
Molecule: messenger RNA, 4356 nt
Organism: Exophiala mesophila
Lineage: Eukaryota; Fungi; Ascomycota; Eurotiomycetes; Chaetothyriales; Herpotrichiellaceae
Exons: 4
Coding region: 493-2928 (811 amino acids)
Biological process (GO): protein import into nucleus
Cellular component (GO): nucleus; cytoplasm
Molecular function (GO): nuclear import signal receptor activity; small GTPase binding
Source: RefSeq, a predicted model, not a curated record